This is a messenger RNA of Symbiodinium natans, 1587 nucleotides long. NCBI's taxonomy places the organism in Eukaryota, Dinophyceae, Suessiales, Symbiodiniaceae. The record is from the annotation of a GenBank genome assembly.
AUGUCGCUGGAAACCCAAAUCGAGAAGGUGGAGAAUGCGGUGGCAGCAGGAAUGCAUGAGGUAUACUCGGGACUGAAUCAGCCCGACUACGAUGUCCCGCCACAACUCGGUGGUGAUUCACCUCAGCAGAUCAACUGGCUUGCGGUCCUCAUACUUGUGUCAGUUUGCCUCUCACUUGUAGUUGGAUGGGCUCUGGAUAGCAGGUGCCGAGGAGCUCUCAUGGAAGGCCGGCCCCACUUCUGGGCAAUACUGUUGCUGUGUACAAGCUACUUGCUUUUGAUUCCCGGCUUAAUCAAUCCAGUUUUCAGCUUCAGCAUCGUGAUCAACAUCAUUGGGCACCGCAAAAACGUUGAACCAGAAGCUGGACACCCAGUCUGUACAGAGACUACGACAGGCUUGGCACAUCUGCUCUGGAAGACAGGUUCCAGGAUUGGUGCAUGUUUGGUAAUUUUGUUCUCCAUAGUCAUCCCUGCCUUCGAGCUGAUUAUGCUCGUACUGGGAGAGGUGUUUCGUUUCGCAUCUGCAAGAUGUGCCGAAGUCUUUCGAUGGGUCAUCCUGUGGGUGCAGCAUCGAUCGAAGUGGGCGUCCCCAGACAUGUUCGCCUACGUCCUGCUCGUUGACUUGGUCCGCACUCUCGAGCAAGAGCCGCUCAUCCUCUCCAGGGCAAGGCUGGAGAUCGGCUUCUCGUGCUUUAGCACCUUCGUGGUGACGGCAACUAUCUCAUCUUUGGGCGUGCCCCUGCCGGAGGUAAGAUCGCGGGAAGCGGCUCCGCGUGCACCUAUGGCUUUACGAUGCUUCGGCGAAUCUGGACUUGCGAUCGUUGCAAGUUUGCUGGCUUUGGGUUUUGUUCCACUGUUUCUAGCUGGACUUCGUGCUCCAUGUAUGUCUUUCCACAUCGAAACGAAGCAGCUCUUUCCGCCACUUGGUCCUCUGCCAGAAGCAGCGCGACCCGUGGUUGACAUUUUGGACCUAAAGCACCUCCUCAAGUCAGAGACAAGCAUAGUUUCUUGCGUGACAGACUACCUUGGCCGCCUUCACGAGUGGGAGGCGAAUACGUUUCUGUCGUUGGCCUUGGUUUUGGUAUGCGUUGUGGGUAGCACGCUACUGGACAUGCUUGCGCUGGUAAUGGCUGCGCUGCGCCUGUCUAAUGACAAAAGCUACGCAUCUCUGCAUUCUUUUUCUGCAGAUGUGGAGCAUCCGAUCGCAGAUCGAUCUUCACAGCUCAACUGCAGGUGGAUCAUGAUAGCCCGAGUCGCGCGAAAGUUGUCGAUGCUGGAUGUGGCUAUGGUUGGCGUCUACUUGGUCACAGUUUGUAUGUCCAUGUACGCCAAAUACGGAGUUGUUGUGUCCUUGGAGCAUGGCAUGCUCAUUCUUUUGGGCGCCGAAUUUCUUCAUGCUCUCACAUAUCACUUGGUUGAGUCCGCCUAUGUGUACCACGAGGAAGCACAGGCAUUCAACUUAUCUGGCGUAGCUCUUCGGUCGAGGACUGAGCAGGUGGGCACAGAAGUUGUCCCAUCUCUCGAUGGUUGCUGUAGCUCCACUUGGCCUAGGCUUUGGCGAUUUGUGCCUACGAAGGCAGUGUUCUGA